This is a messenger RNA of Trichoderma aggressivum f. europaeum, 597 nucleotides long. RefSeq lists its product as uncharacterized. NCBI's taxonomy places the organism in Eukaryota, Fungi, Ascomycota, Sordariomycetes, Hypocreales, Hypocreaceae. The record is from RefSeq and is a predicted model, not a curated record. Bases 1 to 597 code for a protein of 198 amino acids. The transcript is spliced from 3 exons.
AUGACCCGGGUCUACGUGUAUACGGCGGGUCUCGUGGCCUUUGUUGCCGUCACCGCCAUGAUCAUCGCCUCCGUCUCCGAGCCCCAUUGGGUUUCGUACUCGGUGACAACGACCAAAGGCGAGACGUUGGAAAAGUACAUUGGGCUGCACAAGAGCUGCUCCAGCCUGGACGACCCCCACUGCCGCGAUUUCCCGUCCACGGAGCUGUGUCAGUACGGCGAGCGGUACUUCUGCUCCAUGUGGCGGACGGUGGGCUUCAUGGCCUCGUUUGUCAUUGUUCUGUGCCUGGCCAGUCUGAUAGCUUUUGCGCUCGUCAUGGGCGGCGGGAAGUACAGGCGCGAGUCGGGCUGGCCGUUUGUCGCUGCUCUGCUGACGCUCGUCUCCGUUGUCGAGUUCAUCAUCAUUUCCAUUGUGGCAUACUUGUACGACCAUGAUGAUCAGUUUACCGUUCCGGGCUGGAACCUGGAUGUUUCGUGGUAUCUUGGCACGGUUAGCGCUGCGCUUUCUUUGGUCACUGCCGGUGGCCUGGCUGCAUCUGCCUAUCUGCUGCCACCGGAGGAAGGCUACGAGUUUCUCAACGACCCGGUUAACGCUUGA